Penaeus chinensis is the source of this 7799-nucleotide messenger RNA. RefSeq names its product vitellogenin-like. Gene Ontology annotation, molecular function: lipid carrier activity. The transcript is spliced from 15 exons. The coding region runs from base 23 to 7681 and encodes 2552 amino acids. The record is from RefSeq and is a predicted model, not a curated record. Gene Ontology annotation, biological process: lipid transport. NCBI's taxonomy places the organism in Eukaryota, Metazoa, Arthropoda, Malacostraca, Decapoda, Penaeidae.
GUGGUGACCGCAUUCAGCCACCAUGACGACCUCAAACCUUGUGUUCAUACUCGCCCUCGUGGCAGGUGGACUUGCAGCGCCCUGGACAGCACAGGCGCCGAGAUGCUCCACCGAAUGCCCCAUCACCGGAUCCCCCAAGCUGGCCUACCAGCCUGAGAAGACCUACACGUACGCCUACUCCGGCAAGUCUCGAGUCCAGCUGAAGGGCGUGGAGGACGGCGUCACGGAACUCGAGUGGUCCAAGCAAGUGGAGCUAACGUGGAUCACUCCCUGCGACAUGGCCAUCACGAUCAAGCACGCCAAGGUGGAUGGUGCUGCAGGAGCUGAUAUAGGGUUCCUAGAGCGCUAUCCAUUGGUGGUGGCCGUGGUAGACGGGCGCAUCCAACACGUGUGCACUCAACCCGGCGACGCCCCUUGGUCCAUCAACAUGAAGAAGGGAAUCGCCACGACCCUUCAGAACUCCCUUCCGUCGCUCUCUCCUUUCAGCUCAGGACUCACUAUUACAGAGACAGACGUUGUAGGAAAGUGCCCAACGAAGUAUGAGAUUGAGACCGAAGGAGAAAAGGUCAUCGUCGUCAAGGAGAAGAACCACCGCCAAUGCCAAGAACGCUUCCCAACACCUGCAGAAACACCUGCCCCUUGGCUGAAGGCUCCCCUGCCAAUUGAAGAGUCCAGGUCAGAGUGCAAGCAGGAGAUCACCAAUGGCAUUUACACCGCCAUCAUGUGUCAGGACAUGAACAUUGUUCGACCUGCCUUUGGAAUCUACAAGUACGUGGAGGCCAACCAAGAGUCAACACUUCGCUUCAUCUCCGAGUCCAGCGAUGCCUCCGCCAUCAGUGCCAUCCCUCGAGGUGAAUUCCACAUUGAAAGUCUCUUGUACAACCAUGAAAUGGUGAAUGAACCAGAACUGGCACCUGAGGUUGAUGAAGUAAUGAAGCAGAUCUGCCAGAAGACCAUGGAGACUGUUGAGACUGAUGCUGCUGCACUGGUUGCUAAAGCCCUCCAUCUGUUACGACGUGUUCCUGUGUCCGUAGUUGAAGCAACUGCAGAGAAAGUGCGAGGAGGACGUUAUUGUGGCAACUCUGCCAGGUUAGAGAGCAUCUUCCUGGAUGCCAUUGCCUUCGUCCACGAGUCUGGUGCUGUCAAGGUCAUGGUCCAGGAAAUAGAAAGUGGACGAGCAACAGGAGGACGUCUUGCUCUUUACACAGCUGCUCUUUACCUCACCCCACGACCCAACAUUGAAGCUGUGGAGGCCCUGAAACCCUUGUUUGAGAGUCCCCGACCUGUGCCUUCCGUGGCUCUGGCUGCUGCCACCAUGGUUAACAACUAUUGCCGUCACACUCCCCAUUGCAACGAGACAGCUCCAGUCAAGGAGAUUGCUGAGAUCCUGGCCGCCAAAGUCCAAAGACAAUGCUCUCCUUCUGCCGGCGAAGAAGUCGAGAAAGAAGCCCUUGCAACACUGAAAGCACUAGGCAACAUGGGAGUUAUUACACCUGCAGUAACAAGAGCAGCAGUUGGCUGCAUUGAACAAGAGGGAGUAGAAACUAGCAUUCGAGUAGCAGCCGCACAUGUCUUUAGGCAUACUCAGUGUGCUCACUAUGUUACAGGAAAGCUUAGUGACAUUGCAGUUCAUCCAAGUAUGGCUACUGAAGUUCGAAUUGCAGCUUAUUUGGGAGCAAUCAGAUGUGCUGAAGAGGAACAUCUUGAGAAGAUUAUUUCGAAGAUUUCUGAGGAACAAAAUACUCAAGUGCGAGGUUUCAUUUUGAGCCACUUGUUGAACAUCCAAGAAUCUGCCUCACCUGACAGAGAGCGUCUACGCUACCUCCUCACAAACUUCGUCAUUCCUAGAAACUUUGAUGGGGAUAUCAGGAAACACUCUCGCAACAUUGAGAUGUCUUACUUUUCUCCUCUCGGUAUUGGUGCUGGUGUGGAGUCCAAUGUCAUCUACACUCCCGAAUCUUUCCUUCCUCGCUCUGUUGAUCUGAAUCUCCGAACAACUAUUGAGGGCUUGGACAUCAGUUUGGGAGAGGCUGGCAUCCGACUUGAAGGCUUAGACCCAAUCAUUAAGGAACUAGUUGGUCCAGAAGGAUAUCUUCGAAAGGCAUCAUUUGGACGCAUUUUGAAAGACAUUGUUGCAUUUGCUGAAGAGAAGGGACAUCGUAUUGCAGAGCAUUUAGAAGAAAGCCUUCGAGAAAAGAGGGCCAUCAGCGCGUCUACCAUUUCCAGAUUUUUCAAAAAGCUCUAUGGAGAGAGGAAAGAGGGCGAAGUCCGAGCUGAUAUAUUCGCAAGGAUCUUUGGACAUGAAGUGACAUAUGCUACCAUUGCUGAAGACCUGAAGGAGUUGGAUGCUGACAGAAUAAUUGAGUCACUCUUCUCUUACUUUGAUGCCAUCCUUCCCAAUAUUCACAAUCUGGACAUUGACUCUGCCCGCACAGCCCAAAUAUUCCUUGACUACUCUUUGCCUACUAUUCAAGGUACUCCUCUCAAGCUGAAGUUGGAAGGAACUGCCAUCGUGGGAAUCAAACUGGCUGGUGAUCUUAAUAUCAUUGAACUCUUCACCAACCCAGCAAAUGUUGAGAAGAGUCUCAAACUGAUUCCAAGUGCAUCAAUUGCAGUUAGUGGUUUUGUUGGCUAUGACUGCCACAUUGCUAAGGUAGGAACUGAACUGAAGAGCACCAUUGCAACUGCUAAUGGAGCCACCAUUAACAUCAAGAAGAAUAGCAACAACGUAUUUGAGUUUGAAUUGGAGCUUCCAGAGAAGAUGGAACUAUUCAGUGUCAAGGCAGAGACCAACCUUAUCAAAGCUAUUGGAAAGAGAGUGACGAAGGUCAGUCCACCAUCCAUGAGGGACGUUAGGAUUCACCACCAGAAAUGCAUGGAUGCUUUUGAGCCAGUGUUUGGUAUCAAGAUGUGCUAUGAAAUGAACUUCCCAGAUAUCUUCCGUAGCACUGCUAUGCCUCUUGGAGAACCCAUUGUUGCCAAGUUGUACAUUGAGAAAGCGGAUCCUUCCAUGAAAGGUUACCGAAUGACUACUGCCACCAAGAACAAGAGAGGUAAUAAGGUUAUCAAAGUUAACAUUGAAACUCCUGGAGCUGCAACACCACGACAAGCUGAACUGACUAUGUCCUAUACCAAGGAACAAACUUCACACGUUGUUUCUGCCAAAAUUGAAUCGUCUAGCACCUCAGUAGGACUAUGGACAACCUUAACAAAUGAGGGAGAACACAAAGCUCUUGAGACCUUUGUAAAGUUCAAGUCCGGAAUAUAUGAUAUUUCACAGGCAAUUAAGGUCGAAUUUAAUGGAAAGGAAGCCGCUGAUGAAAUGCAAUAUGAAAUAAAUGUCUUCACUGGACGGAACAAGAGGUUAACCACAGAGUCUAAAAUUGUAGAAGCUAAAUUUAUCAAGAAAAUGAAUGGUCCUGAGGUGGAAGUAAUCUGCAAGACAAUGAAUGCACUUAGGGAAUUCAUGGAUCUGAACAUUGAGGUUGAUGGAGACUUCAGAUUCAAUCCAUAUAUGUGCAUGGUAGUUCCAACAGCAGUACGCAAGAUUGAGUUCCACACAGCUGUUGGAGCCUGGAAAGUCAUAUCCUAUGUCCGCAAGGUGGCUGAAACCCCAGCAGCAGAACAUCAUGCCUUAAUCAAGAUUGAAAAAGGAACCAGAGAUAUCAUGUCUGUAGACGCUAUCAUGAAGACUAAAGGAAGACUGUUCAGGAAUAUGAUGAUUGAGAAUGAAAUUAAAGUUAGCAUUGGAAGGAAGUCAUACAAAGCUUCCAACAACUUUUUCUUGGGAGCAUCGAAGAUGGGAGCACAGUUGGAGGUUAUUAAACCCAAAGACAGCUUGAAGAUGAUUGAAUUUGAAGCUUUGUAUGAACGAUCUGCAAAGGCACACAAUGCCCGUAUAAUAGUUGAUGCUCCUGGAUAUAUGCAGGCAAUCAAGUUUGAAAGCAAAAUAAAUGAAGAAGAACAAGGUAAAUUUGCUAUUGAAUCGGUCCUUAAGCAUGGACAGUAUAUGUUGCUACAGCUUGAUGGCCCAGUCACCUACAUUUACUCAACAAGGAAGCUAAAGUUUGAAGCUGAACUGAAGGUUGCUAUGCUUGACAUGGAACCUCAUAUUAUUUCUACAACUAUACUUGGAAGCAGCAAUAAACAGAUUCUAGAUUUUGAGAUGAAGAACAGACAAGAAAGUCUUUUUGCCUUCAAAUGGCUCCUGACUUCCGAGGUGGGGCCAGAACAGAAGACUAUUAGCAACACCAAGCUCAUAGUCCCUGCUUUCAUGGAGUUCUUGUUCGACAUCUCACUCAUACAAAACAACAUUCAUUUGAGCCUCAACACAGCGGUCCUUCCCAAAAGUGAGUCUGCACAUCGCAUAAAGACUUUUGUAGAUAUCGACGGUGAAAACAAGAAGAUAAAGGCUGAAUUUGCUUGGGAUGCAGAUCGUAACCCUGAUAGGAAGCUUGUUGUGGAUGCAAAUUUAAUAAGCAGCUCCUCUGACCUAGGCCAUGCUUCCAUUCAUGGAAACAUCAUAAUUGCUGGUGAGCCAUACCACAUGAAGCUAAGCCUGAAUGCUGAAGAUAUCCUGGCAUCUGGCUUCGAACUGGAAGUUACCACACCUUCCCAAAAGACUCUUGCCAUGGAAGCCAGCUACAAAAUCGAGGACCAACGACCCAUCACCAGAGUUAUUACCAUGUUCAGGUACAAGAACACUGAAGAUAAGGAGCAUAAAUUCACAGGUUCUGUUGCCGCUGAGAAACUUGAGGGUCCAUACAGCUAUGCUCUUGACACCAAGGUGAUUUACAUAGCCCCUGAAGGAAAGGAAACAAGGUUGGAGACCAUACUGAAACAUCACAAAAUGCCAGAGGCACGUGUGGUACUCUUUAAGGUUGAUGCUGAAGGCCUUGUCCUAAGGAAGCCCCUCGUGGUGGAAUUCUUCAUUGAAAACAAAGAAGGCUCUUACGAAGGCAAAUGCACAAUGACAAGAAAUGCUCCUAAAACUGUCUUUGACUGGGAUGUGAAGAUCCUUCCCCAUGGUGAAAUUGAAGCCAUUGAAGCAGGACUGGAUUUGAAGGCAACAGUUCAGCUACUGAAGGUUGUCCGUGCUGCACUUACCUUUGAGAAGGAGGAAAGAAUUGAGAGAUCCGAGUCAGCUAACUAUCGCUAUCAUUAUAGUAAGCCAACACCAACAUCAUACCAUGUUACUGUACAAACUCCAUCACGCACAAUGCAGGGUGAAGCCCACAUCUCAGCUUCACAGUCAGGAAUCAAGUUCUAUCCCAACAAACGCAACUCUGAGUCCACAUAUGAAAUUGGAUACAAGGCUACCCACACGGGCAACCAAGGCAGAUGGGAAAGCCAAAUUAACCAUCCGGUUCUUCCAAAGCCCAUGCAGUUUGCUCUUCAGUACGCAGCUGACCGAACAGCUGUGGAAGGAACUGUAGAACUGGAUAUUUUCCCAUCUAGUGCAGACAAAAUCACUGGCCACCUUGCAUCAACUCGAGUAUCAGAAAACACCAUUAGAACUGAAGGUUCCAUUGUCAGCAGGAUUCUGAAAGUGAAUCCAAAACUUAUUCUGACUACAGCCAUUGCCUCAGACACAGUUGGUUUAGAUGUAGAAUUCAAAAAAUCUCCUUCUGCACCACCAUCCAUUAAGGUUAUUGCCAAAUACGACAAAACUAGCCCAAAGAAUGCAGUCCUGGCUUUCACUAUAGACUACGAAAACACUCCAGUAUUUGAAGUGUCUGGGGUAAUGAAGCCUGAUGAGACCCCUACAUGUAAUGGCUUGGCUGUGUCUGCUGUUGUCUACACACCUGUUCUGGGAACACAUGACAUCCACUCAAGAAUGUGCAAACCUGCUUUUGUAGAGGUGACCACCAACAAGCAAGGCACUGAUAGGAAAUACAUUGCUAGGAUCGGUCUUCAGGCACCCGAUAAUGCAGAAGUUAGUCUGAGCAAGGGAACAACACAGUCUGUGGAGGAGUAUCCUAUCAUCCUCGCUCGCCUGGAGAUGGUUGAUCCUACAGUGAUCAGAGUUGGCUUUGCUUAUGAGCGUCCAGAACUCUAUCGUAUGAAGGAUUUGAUUCAGGAAAAACUCUCAAUUGUCAAGACCUCUGUGGGAGCUGCAGUUCAAGAGAUCUUUGAGGAAGUAGCAGGGUCUUCAGCAAGCAUGCAAGGAUCAGAGUUUUCCACUCUAAUAGCUGAAGUUAAAGAAGAACUGGGGAUGAUCUACCAGGAUCUGGUCGAAGAUAGCAAGCCAUUCCUUGGAGAAAUGCCUUCCUUUGGUCGUAUCAAGAACAGCUUCAGGCGUAUGAUUCGAAUUUGGGCUCAGCUUGAGAAGAGCAUCAUUCAAGAACGCAAGAAGAUGAUCAAUGUUUGUCUAAUGAUGGUGAAAGACAUUACCACUCAGAUGUUUACAGUUUUGAAGGAGAUAGUUGAGGUUCUAGAGACUGGAGAGAUUCCUGAACCUGUACGCCAUAUAGUAGAAGAACUGAAAAGCAGUGAAGUGUAUGAGAUCAUCAAGGGAUCAAUGAACGAAUUGCUGGAUAGUUACCCAGAGGAAUAUGAGGCCAUUAAGUAUGUUGCAAUCAACGUGAUGAGUUCCCUCAAGAGAGACUUUGACCUCAUGUUUGAGAGAAUCAUGGAAGUCCCUGCUUUCCAAAGGAUUAUCAACUGGAUCAUGGAAAACCUGAAUUCUGGCCGUCUUGCAGCAGUAGAGGCAAACACACUGGCAGGGAUUCUUCUUGAGGACUUCCACGUACUUGGCGUGAAGACAGAGGAGAACCAACUCAUUAUUGAGAUCCCACUGUAUAAACCUUUGUAUUCAGUGGCGCAGUUUAUAAAGGAAGUGAUUAAUCCAUAUGAAAUCCGCAAAGACUUUACGUGGCUGAUUGAUGGCACACUCCCUUAUACUCUUGAAGACUUUAUCUGGAUGUAUUACACCUUCGUGCCGCAGCAAAUCACGGAUCUGUUGCCACCUUACCCUCGGACAGCCAUGGUGGUAGGUGGUACCGAGAUCCUCACCUUCGACGGCCUUGUAGUGCGAGCACCUCGAUCCCCCUGCAAGGUCCUAUUGGCCGCCCAUGGUUCCCAUACCAUCAUGAUGUCCCACCCACAGCCCUCAGCUCCUGCAGAGAUUGAGCUCAAGACAGCAGAUGCCACCAUUGUCAUCAAGCCUGAUGCUGAAGUGCUUGUCAACGGUCAGCCAAUCAGAGGAUCAGAGGAGACUGCUGGAAAGAUUAGAAUUGAGAAGAAUGCUGAAGAGAUAGUGGUACAGUGUCCUUUGAUGAAGAUCAUUGUGUCUAAGAAGAGCGAGGUUGUGGCCAUAAAGGCUUCAGGAUGGACCUUUGGCCAUGUGGCAGGGCUUCUGGGUCCCAACAACGGAGAAAUUGGAGACGACCGCCUCAUGCCCAACGGUGCAGAACCCUCAAGCCCCCGCGAGGUGGUGGCUUCCUGGCAGGAGAGGAAGCAGUGCUCCAUGCCCGAGAUUCCCCAUGCCAUACCCACAGUAGCUCGCGUGAUGAAGUGUGAAGCACUCCUCAGGAUCCGGUCACAGUGCAUCGCGGUGGUGGAACCAGAACCCUUCAUCCAAAUGUGCCACGCCGCCCAGAACGCCUGCGACGCCUUUACUGCUUUCAGGACCUUCUGUGCUCUAAAGGGAGUUGUAGAGGCAUCCCUAUUCCCUUGCUAAGUGGGAAGCUGCAUUCAGUCCAUACUGAGAUCAAAUGAAGACCCACCAGUGAAUGAAUGUCAAAUACUAUUAUCCAUAUUAUUUUUGUUUUAUGACUGCAUGUAAAAAUGAAAAAAAU